Messenger RNA from Cannabis sativa, 1182 nucleotides. RefSeq lists its product as uncharacterized. Bases 1 to 1182 code for a protein of 393 amino acids. Gene Ontology annotation, molecular function: catalytic activity. NCBI's taxonomy places the organism in Eukaryota, Viridiplantae, Streptophyta, Magnoliopsida, Rosales, Cannabaceae. The record is from RefSeq and is a predicted model, not a curated record. The transcript has a single exon.
AUGAAAAUCCUAAGCUGGAACGCGCGGGGAUUGGGGAACCCGAAUGCGUUUCGACAUCUUAGAUUGCUUGUUUCUCAGCAAUCUCCCCAUGUUCUCUUUCUUAUGGAGACUCGGCUCAACAAUAAUUCUUUACCUCGUUUUCGUCACUCAUUGAAUUUCAGUCAUGGAUUGGAAGUUCCUCGUAUUGGUUUAAGUGGAGGUCUCAUGCUUUUAUGGAAAGACGAUAUCGAUGUGAAACUUAAUAAUUUUGGCUCUUGUUUUUUUGAUUGCUACAUGACUUCUAUUGCUGGUCCACAAUUUCAUUUUUCAGCUUUUUAUGGAUCUCCUACUGUACAGAAUAGAUCUGAUUCAUGGACACUUCUCCGUCGCCUUUCGGAUGUGGCGCCUAUGCAACCAUGGUUGGUUAUUGGCGAUUUUAAUGAGAUUUUGUCCAAUCAAAAUAAAUCAGGGGGUACCUUACGAAGUGAAUCACAAAUGACUGCCUUUCGUUCUGCUCUUGAUUACUGCCACCUCUCUGAUCCUCCUUUUCAAGGUGAUUGCUUCACUUGGGCAAAAAAAAGGACAGCAGUCAACACUCUCAAAGAAAGGCUCGACUGGUGUUUUGUCAAUGAUGCAUGGAAUUUGGCUUUUAAUCAACCAAAGGUAACUCACUUGGACUACUUUAACUCUGAUCAUCGAGCUAUAUCAGUUGUGUUAUCCAAUGCUUCAAUCUCUCACAAUCAUCAAAGACACAGUAGAUUUCGUUUCGAGAAGUUAUGGUUAUCGGACCCUGAAAGUAAGGAUAUAAUCUCUAAUUCUUGGCUAAAUGAUCAAGUUACUGACCCUAUUUGUGGUGUCCUCAACAACCUUGAAUCAUGUGCUCGAUCACUACAGUCCUGGCACAUCAAAAAAUAUGGCCGAAUGAAGCAUAAUAUUACUGCUGCACAAAAACGAGUUGACACUUUGAAUAACUCUCAUUCUCUGAAUAAUGAGACAGCAGCAACUCUGAAGCACCAUGAAUCCAUUCUUGAUGACUUGCUUGAACAAGAGGAGAUUUAUUGGCAUCAACGUUCUCGACUUGAUUGGAUGCAUUUGGGUGAUAAAAAUACAAAAUAUUUUCACUCAAAAGCCUCAGCAAGAAAGUCCAACAACAAAAUCACCUCUCUCUAUACAGAUGAUGGUACAAGAAUCACUUCCAAAUAG